This is a messenger RNA of Chondrus crispus (carragheen), 159 nucleotides long. RefSeq lists its product as hypothetical. Bases 1 to 159 code for a protein of 52 amino acids. The transcript has a single exon. The record is from RefSeq and is a predicted model, not a curated record. NCBI's taxonomy places the organism in Eukaryota, Rhodophyta, Florideophyceae, Gigartinales, Gigartinaceae.
AUGGCGAAAGAAAGGGUUGAAGGUGGAAAAAUCCCGGCAAUUAAAAAGGGCCAAGGAUUUAUUGAUGACCGUAACCACUGGUCCAUAUAUAAAACAACGGACAAGACUCGAAGAUAUUCAGAAUUGACAGGACUGCAGGGCGAAUUCGCAAGAAGCUAG